CACACUCUCUCUUGUUUCAAAAAAAAAAAAAAAAAAAAAAAAACACUCUCUCUUUUUAUGUAAUAACCAAGCAAAUCGAUCUUUAACUUGUUCAAUUGGUAUACUUACUCAGAAGACACAAUCUGAUCUGUGUUUUGCCAUAGUUACGUUAUGGCUAGUGCUAUUGUUGAUUUUGUAGUUGGAAAGCUGAAGGAGCAAGCUUUCCAAGAAGUAUUAUUCCAGUGGAAAAUCAAAGAUGAGGUGGACAAAAUCAGUGCUCGGCUAGCCAACAUGAAAGGCUACGUUGAGGAUUCAGGCAAGGGGAAACAAGACACCAAAGUAGCAGAGAGCUGGGUGACACAACUGAGAGAUACCUCACUUCAACUUGAGGACUUGGUUGAGGAGUUCAUGCUGGAUUCCAAGCUUGUGGAACUCAAUACUCCUCCCUGCAAUUUUUGUGAAGUAAAGUCCCUGUUUGCCAACGUGAAGAGCUUGGUGGAGAGGGUGAAGAUACAGUAUUGCUUCCAUCAGCAGUUAAAAGCCAUGGAUGAGAAGCUACUUGCUCUAGAAACAGACAAAUCAAAGUACGGUAUAAAACUCAAGACAAUUGACGAAAGAAAUGAGUUACUGAUGGGCAGUGGGAGUGGAUAUAUGGAGGAGAACGAAUUAGUGGGGAUUGACAUGGAAGUCAACCGGAUAGCAGAACUGAUUGAGAAGCGUAGUGGUCAAGUGAAGUUGAUCACGAUUUGGGGAGCUGGAGGUUGUGGGAAAACUACUUUGGCGAAGCAAGUUCAUGAAAGAGUGAAGAAGAAUCGCAGCUUUGAUUAUUGUUGGUGGGUUGAUGUGAACCACUCCUCAGAUAUUGAAUUUGUUCUGAGGACAACAAUCAAUGGGCUCUACACAAGUAGUGUUGGAACAGAGAUGCCGUCUAAACUGGAGAAAGCAGAUGAAAAUUCUCUCCACCAACACAUUUGCAACUACUUGAAGGGGAAGAGGUAUGUUGUAUUUUUUGAUGAUGUUUGGGAUAAUAAUCUCUUGGCUAAAAUAAAACUUCCGGGCCACAGUGCAUCUUCCAUUAUCGUGACUAGCCGUGAUAAAAAUAUAGCCAAUGGGUCUUUUCUUGGGGCUGUUCCUCAUUAUGUUGAGGUGAAGCCAUUAGAAUUUGAUUUGGCAUGCAGCCUUUUCUGCAAAUUGGCUUUAGAUAGCUGCAGCUGGCCUAAUGGGCUUGAAGAAGCCGGAAAAGCAUUGGUUAAGAAAUGCUCGGGUUUACCUGUUGCAAUUCUUGCAAUGGCUCGGUUGAUGUCCACAAAAGGUGAUGAUCCUUCAAAAUGGAGGGAUGCUCUCAAAAGCCUUGACUACUACUCACAAGACUUUGAAGCAGGUGGCAGUCUAGCAUCUCUCAACACAGCCUUGUUGUUGAGUUAUUAUGAACUGCCAACUCACCUAAAGUCAUGUUUCUUAUACUGUGCAAUGUUCCCCAAAACAUAUGCCAUUAGUGCCCAAAAGUUGAUCCGCAUGUGCAUUGCGGAGGGGUUUAUCAAUGAUGAUCCCCAUCCCCAUAGUGGCAGACAUACACUAGAAGCCAUAGCAAGGGAUUACUUCCUUGAGCUCAAAAAUAGAAGCUUGCUUCAGAUCCUUCCCAAUGAGUACAGUGGUAAAGAGUUGGGAAGAAUCGGAAUGCACGACCUUUACCGUGACGUGGCUUGUGAGGUGAUUAGAAGGGAAACGUUUGCUGAAAUCAUCAAAUUGGAGCAAAGUAGCAGGAAGCUUGAGUGGAAGCAAAGGCGUAGUUUGAUCGUCGUGGAAGGCGAGCUAAAAUUGGCUGAUCAGCUCGACAAUUGCUACGAAAACAUGAAGAAGCUACGUACACUCAUCAUCAGCCGCUGUGAAGGGAUUAUUGGUGUGAAUUCAUUCCCACAGAUGUUCCAAAACAUGAAGUUGCUCAGAGUUUUGGUGUUGGAAUGGUUACCUGAUGAUAUGGAGGAACUGCCGAAUGAGGUUGGGGAUCUAAUUCAUCUUAGGUACUUAAGUCUGUCCAGUUAUCUUGAAAGCCCAAUCACACGUCUUCCUGAUUCCUUGGGAAGAUUGCACAAUCUACAGACCUUGGAUUUGAAACUCACUUGGAUAGACAGUUUGCCUAAAUGCGUGUCAGAGCUUAAGCAACUGAGACAUUUCUUUGGAAGUAUUGAAUCACAAGUGCCAGAUAUUGUAUUCACUUUUUCUCAGCUUCAAACAUUAUCUCGCAUAUUGAUUAAUACCAUCCAAGCAAGAGAAUUAGUAAACAUCCCACAACUCACUAAGUUGAAUAUUAUUUUCAAGGAAGGGGAGGAAUGCUGGAGAGCAAUUUGUGAUUCUGUCAAUAAAAUCACAAAUCUUCAAUCUCUAUCUAUUGGAAGUGAUGGAUUACAAGAUUUUAUAAAUUUCUCUCCACCCCUUUCUCUCCAGAAGCUCAAGCUCUCUAAAUUUGGGAAAUUGGUAAAUUUUAUUACCACUCCUAACCAUUGUCUUCGCGUAAUUUAUAUAAAUAUGUGUGAUGUAGAUGAAGCUUUCUUCAAUAGUUUGGAGAAACUGCCAACCCUGUUGGAUCUCUACAUUGAGAGUUAUAGUGGAGACGAGUUAUUGUGCAGUGAAGGGAGCUUUCCAAGACUGAAGAAGCUGAAGAUAUGGUGCAAGAAGCUUAGCAAGUGGGAAAUAGGAAAAGGAGCUAUGACAUGUCUCGAGUCACUAUCUAUACAUGAUUGCGGUUCUCUAGAAAUGCUUCCAGAAGGCUUGAGAGAAGUUGAGCAUUUGAAAACAUUGCAUCUAUAUCUCCCAUCUCAACAACUUGUUCAAAGCAUAAGUGUUGAAGGAUCAGAUCGAUGGAAGAUUGAACAUAUACCAAGAGUUACUACUCAAGACAAUUUUUUUGGAAAACCUUCUCUAUUAAAUUAAAAAUAUUAUUGACAAAAAAAGAUUAAUAACUUUUUUUAUUUUUAUGCUAUGAUGUUGUUUUUCCAUUCUUCCAAAUCUUGUGGUUGUCAUUGUUCUCUUGUUGAUAUUUUUUGUGUUUAAAUAAUCAAUUUUUUUUUUAUCUUUUUGUAUUUGUACAUUAUUCCAUUAGUAAAAUCUAUAAAUAUUUGUAUAAUGCAA
This is a messenger RNA of Ipomoea triloba (trilobed morning glory), 3108 nucleotides long. RefSeq names its product disease resistance protein RPM1-like. NCBI's taxonomy places the organism in Eukaryota, Viridiplantae, Streptophyta, Magnoliopsida, Solanales, Convolvulaceae. The coding region runs from base 151 to 2910 and encodes 919 amino acids. Gene Ontology annotation, biological process: defense response to other organism. The transcript has a single exon. The record is from RefSeq and is a predicted model, not a curated record. Gene Ontology annotation, molecular function: ADP binding.